AUAUUUAAGGAUGUCCUUAAAGAAGCUAAUGAAAGGCGUGGCUCCGGGUGUCUUGCCCGCGGAUGGUUUCUUAACUCGAGAUGAAGAUGUUUUGACUCCAUAUCAAGCGGCAUGUACAAAAAGAUUUGGCCUGACAUUACAAAUAGAACAAGAUAAUUACUUGUUACGACAUCCUGAGGUACUCGCUAUGCUUAAGGUUUUUAUUAGUAAAAUGGUGCAAAAAAAUAAAAGAAAAGGAAUACUAAAAGAAGCCGCUGAGCAUUUCUUAAGGCCUGCCGAAGAACUCAUGAGAGAAAUAGAAGGGAUAAAUCUCCACUCGCGUACUGAAGAAAAACAGAUUCUCUUGACUCAGCCUCCUUACAAUGAUAUUAAUCUGAGUGAUGAUAUAAGAAAUAUCGUAACAGCGUAUUAUCAACCUGAACCUCAGAAAUGUCGUACUCCAUCUGUUUCGACCAUUAACACGGAAUCAUCCUCUUUUCUUUCAGACAUGACGUCCGACACCACAUUAGCAACUCCAGAACCAAUACCCACGCCAGAACCGACUUUAUCAGAGGCAUUUAUGAAUUUAGUUUCAAAUACAGUGGACAAAGCAAUUUUUCUUCGUGUCGAUGACGAAGCUUUGAACUAUGAUACGGCAUAUAUUGAACUUUCAAAAGCAGUAGAAAAUGCAAUGGAGAUACCAGUGACAGACAUAAAAAUGGAUAUUGUAGAACUCUUUAAUAAUGCUUACGAGAAGUUUGACUUCAAUAUCUUGGAAAAGGAACGUAUCGUCGCUGCAAUAGCGUGGGAAAAACGAAUGAGGAAGAAAAUGAAAAGAACGUUGAGACGUCUAAAUAAUUUUAAAGGUUACGAGACGCCUCCAACCCCUAAAAGCGAGAUCUCGUCCCAUGAGAGUUACAAAAUACCGCCGCUUCGCCCUUGCAUGUGUCACCCGCAGUUUAAAUAUAACAGAUAUCCAAAGGUUGCUUAA
Molecule: messenger RNA, 970 nt
Organism: Nymphalis io (European peacock)
Lineage: Eukaryota; Metazoa; Arthropoda; Insecta; Lepidoptera; Nymphalidae
Exons: 6
Coding region: 11-970 (319 amino acids)
Source: RefSeq, a predicted model, not a curated record